CCCUAUAGGGGCGCGGCACCGGUUUUGAAAGCGAGGCUGCUGGGACGACGACGACUCGUGCAGCAAAGGUGCUCCCGACCACGAGUUCUUCGAGUUCUUCGAGUUCUUCUGCUUCCCGGACGGACGCAGCGAGAGACCGGCGAGUUGCCAUGCAGUCUCCCAGCAACACCCUUGGGUACAGAGCUAGCUUUGCCGAAGAGGCAAAGGUCAUUUCGGAGCAGCUGCAAGGUCAGGGGGGAGCAGAUAUAUCUACCAUAGAAGCCGAGCUCCCACCUCCCGACUUGAGUUCCUCCGCCUCUUUUCUGGACCUACCAAGCAGUGACGAGGCCCAGGUGCAGCCCAGUGACCGCUCACUUCCCCCCGCUAUUCUCGACCCUGUGCAGGAGCCUUCCCCGGCCACCCCCAGUGACCAGGGCCUUCUGUUUCUCAAAAGGCUGCCAGCUUUUGAGGAGGCUGCCAGCCCUGGCAGUCUGGUCAGAUGGGAGCUCUGUAGCCUGUCGCCUGAUGCUGUGCAGGCUGCUGAUCCCUGCUCCUUGGCCCCCCAGCCAAGCACUGAGCUCAAUAAGACCUGUCUGCUUAGCUCAGGCACUCCCCUGCCUCAAGCAGCCCAGCCAGAAGGCAGCCAGGCUCCAGAUGACCAGGCCAGUGAGGAAGGGGCUCUCCUCCAAGUGCAGGACCUCUCAGACAUCCUCAUCAAUAACACUUUCUUCUUUAGCAGGGCUCCCUUUGGGACCUGCACCCCACAGGGAGCUCCAAAACCGCUGAGGCUGCUUGAAGGGGCAUUUUUUUUCCCCUUCCCAGAGAUCCCCCAAGCUCAGGAAGCACCCGGUGUGGCUGAGGCGGCCCAGCCCAGUGCCAGACGCCCCCAGAGGCCUCGAGUAGCCACAGGCAGCCCGCCUAAGGCCACCCCAAAAAGUGGCCCUCUGGGGAAGCUGGGCCAGGAGAACCGAUCCCUGGCUGGGGCCUCUUUAGCUGUUUCCAGGAGGGAGCAUCAGGCCCUUCCUCUGCCUGGGCAGAAAAGAUGGUCACCUGUCCCCUUCAAAACUUCCCACUUGCCUGUCCUGUGCAAGUCCAGAAGGGAACCCUUGGCAUCUCCAGGAGCUAGGCAGCAGAAAGGCAGGAUCUGUGAGGCGGGCAGGAUGAAGGAAGCAGAACCACCUGCCAAGGCAGGGAAUAAUCCACCCUCGGCAGUCAAGGUGUCUCAAUUCCUCCACAGCAAAUCGACGCCACCUCGAAUCUUGCAUCAGAGGGGUCCCAGUGCUUGGGACUCUAAAUCCAGGGACCCUCAGGCAGCUCGAAUUUUGAAGCCCUUGCCUUCUAACCAGGGCACCCGAUCCAGAGUCCCAUCCAGGACAGAUGAGCAGCCCGCCAAGCAGGACGGGAAGCCCCAGCCUUCUUCAGGACGGACGUGCCUCCAGUGCCUUGUGCUGCAGAAGCAAGUGGAAGACCUCAAAAGCCAACUAGCCGCCAUGCAGUGCCUUAGCGGGGAGCUCCAGGGCCUUCAAGGCGUGGCCCGGGAUCCGUCCACAACAAACACCGGGGGCACCACCUGAAUGCCAGGCCCCGGACUCCAGGGCCCUCUCCUCCCAAGGCGGGCCCUACCAUGGAGUCUUUCCGGGUCCUUGUCUCCUUUCCUCCUCCCUCACCCCCGUUCCCCACCCUAGGACAUUGGAGCUAAGCGCACGGGUGGGGGUCUCCCAGUUCUGACUGGAGGCCAGUUGGGGCCAAGUUUUGUUGAGAGGCCUCAUCAUCGCAGGCUGUUAGCACAGUGACCUCCGGCUGCUCUUCUGAGUGGUUGUUCCCGUUCCCGUCCCCAUCCCCCACUUUAGGUGGAAAUGCCAGGAGAGAGCUGGGUUCAAAUCUCACUCACAUCUGGUGCCUCACUGACUGUGUUACUCUGGGCAAGUCACUUCAUCUCCGAGUUCCCUCAUUUGUGAAAUGAGGCUAAUGAUUUCUUCCUGUUUCGACCCCAGUUGUUGUAAGACUCGGACGAGAUGAUCUAUGUGAACUGCUUCAAGCAUCCUUAAAGGCUCUCCUGGAUUUUGUUCCAAAGGGCUUGGAUGCCAGAGCAUGCACACUGGGAGAAGGCAUUUCCUGACUGGGAGUUCAUCCCCUCCUCCCAGACCCCACUCUUCUUUCUGUUUCCUUUGGAGUGAUUUUAAGUGAUCAUAGAAGUGGAAGGGGCCAUCCCUUGUGCAGAUGAAACUGAGGCCCAGGGAAACCAAGUAACUUGCGCAGCGUCACGCAGAGCACAAGCGUCACAGUUAGGCUUUGAAUGCAGGCUCUCUCGCCUCAGACAAAUUUGGAAGCCUUUAUGGUAGCCCAGGCAAGAAUAAUAAAGCAGUUUGAGUGGCAAAGGUGGAGGCAGGUCAGAAACGUUGACUGGCUUGGAUUUGGCCUGGGUUUGUUUGGGGAGGGGAGUGGGUUAUCAUGGUAUUGAUGGAGUUUGAGAUGUCAGUGGGACCAGGGGAGAAUGUCUGAUAAGAAUUUGGUAGUGUGAACGGUUCUGGAGAUGAGAAGAAGGCUUGUGGAGGCCAGGACUCCCUCUGGCUGCUGGAGAGGCCCAGCUGAUCCAUGUGAGGUCAGGGAAGCAGCCAGCCCUUCUGUCUCGUCCACAGCGAGGCCUCUUUAGGGUCAGUCUGCUGCGUUGUUAAGUUUUUAGCAAGGUUCAGGCAAGGGGAAGGCGUCCUUUUAGAGGGUCAAGAAAUACAGGUCAGCCAGAUAGUGUUGUCAUCAUUCAGUUUAAAUCACAUUUUCAAAACAGAAAGAGAAAUUCACAGGUCAUACACAGUCCUCUUCCUUGCCUGUUGAAAUGUUUGUGUUGCUGUUUAUGUUUAAUAAUAAAGAAAAUGUCAGAAA
Messenger RNA from Vombatus ursinus (common wombat), 2859 nucleotides. RefSeq lists its product as uncharacterized. NCBI's taxonomy places the organism in Eukaryota, Metazoa, Chordata, Mammalia, Diprotodontia, Vombatidae. The transcript is spliced from 7 exons. The record is from RefSeq and is a predicted model, not a curated record. The coding region runs from base 150 to 1553 and encodes 467 amino acids.